Pocillopora damicornis (cauliflower coral) is the source of this 535-nucleotide messenger RNA. Its product is annotated as small ribosomal subunit protein uS13. Gene Ontology annotation, molecular function: structural constituent of ribosome; RNA binding. Gene Ontology annotation, biological process: translation. Gene Ontology annotation, cellular component: small ribosomal subunit; ribosome; cytosol. NCBI's taxonomy places the organism in Eukaryota, Metazoa, Cnidaria, Anthozoa, Scleractinia, Pocilloporidae. The record is from RefSeq and is a predicted model, not a curated record.
CGUUGCGUUCUCUUUCGGCUGCCAUCAUGGCCCUUGUAAUUCCCGAGAAGUUUCAGCAUAUUUUGCGUGUACUGAACACCAACAUCGAUGGAAAACAAAAAAUUAUGUUCGCACUAACUUCCAUCAAGGGUGUGGGACGAAGGUAUGCCAACCUUGUAUGUAAGAAGGCUGACGUUGAUAUGAACAAACGUGCUGGAGAGCUCACAGAUGAUGAGGUGGAGCGCGUGGUAACUAUCAUGCAGAACCCACGCCAGUACAAGAUUCCCGAUUGGUUUCUUAAUAGGCAGAAGGACAUCAGAGAUGGCAAGUACUCACAGAUCCUUGCCAACAAUCUUGAGAGCAAGCUCCGUGAUGAUUUGGAAAGGUUAAAGAAGAUCCGUGCUCAUCGUGGGCUCCGUCAUUACUGGGGUCUGCGUGUGCGCGGUCAGCACACCAAGACCACUGGUCGCAAGGGUAGAACUGUUGGUGUGGCCAAGAAGAAGAACUAAAAGUACAAUGUUCUGUUAAUUGUAAUAAAGAACACUUAGAUCACCAA